Messenger RNA from Acanthoscelides obtectus, 1349 nucleotides. Lineage: Eukaryota; Metazoa; Arthropoda; Insecta; Coleoptera; Chrysomelidae. The record is from the annotation of a GenBank genome assembly.
CUCCGAAGUAACUCCCUGUAAACUAAAAUCACAACAUGUCAAAAUUCUAUCAAAAUUUUAGUUGAAUAUGGCAAAAUCAAGAUGUCACAAGUGCGAGGAGAAAUGUGGAAAAGGAAAAGCACAUCCGGACGUAAUUCGGACGCUGGAAGCCGGCUACAGGGACCUUGUGUUAUCCGACUCCAAAUCCCUGCUGAAAAAGUACCUAACCAAAGAAGUGUUCGAUAAAUUGAAAAUAAAAAAGACCUCUUUUGGAUCGACAUUGAUGGACUGCGUUCAAUCCGGUUUUGCUAACCACGAUUCAGGCAUCGGAGUGUAUGCCGCAGAUCCUGAAUGCUACCAUUUAUUCGCUGAUCUGUUUGACCCACUCAUUAACGAGUACCAUGGCGGAUUCAAAAAGUCUGAUCAACAUCCACCGAUGGAUUUCGGUGAUCUGAACGCUUUCGGAAACCUAGACCCCAAAGGAGAAUACGUGGUUUCAACUAGAAUCAGAUGUUGCAGGUCUAUAGAAGGAUAUCCUUUCAAUCCAAACCUUACAGAGGCACAGUACUGCGAGAUAGAAAAUAAAAUGAUGGAUAUUUUUUCCACCUUUCCUUGUGAGCUUAGUGGAUCUUACUUCCCGUUGAAAGGUAUGACCAAAGAGGUUCAAAAUCAACUUAUAGACGAUCACUUUCUGUUCAAAGAAGGCGAUAGAUUUUUGCAAACAGCGAACGCCUGUAGAUACUGGCCUGCGGGCAGAGGAAUCUUCCACAAUGCAGACAAAACAUUCUUGGUUUGGGUGAACGAAGAGGAUCAUCUAAGGAUCAUAUCACUCCAACAAGGAGGAGACCUAGGUCAGGUGUACAACAGAUUCGUCAGCGCAGUAGAGGAAAUGCAGAAAAAACUCACUUUUAUGCGCGAUAAACGAUUCGGUUAUUUGACUUUCUGCCCUACGAAUUUGGGCACUACCAUCAGAGCUUCCGUACAUAUUAAAGUACCGAAAUUAUCGGCAAAUAUGAAGCGGUUCGAGGAGUUGGCAGGACAGUAUAACUUGCAAGUAAGAGGCACUCGAGGUGAACACAGCCAAGCUGAAGGAGGGAUUUAUGAUGUCUCCAAUAAGAGAAGGCUCGGUCUGACCGAAUUUCAGAGUAUCAAGGAAAUGUACGAAGGAAUCCAAGAAAUUAUUAAGCUGGAAAAAAUGGCCAAGUAUACAUUCAUGAUUCUUGUCGGAAAUUGGGCAUGGUUUCUGAAGAAAUUUGCUGCAUGAAAUCCGAACCUCAAGCCAAAAUAACUGGUUCAUCGUGUCGUUUUGAGGUAUUUGAGAUAAUGUACAUGGAAGCUAGUUUUGCUACUUUUGAGAAUGUGAAUAGAAU